This is a messenger RNA of Alexandromys fortis (reed vole), 4058 nucleotides long. It is a transcript of the gene Cldn15, whose product is annotated as claudin 15. Gene Ontology annotation, molecular function: structural molecule activity. Lineage: Eukaryota; Metazoa; Chordata; Mammalia; Rodentia; Cricetidae. The coding region runs from base 890 to 1573 and encodes 227 amino acids. The transcript is spliced from 6 exons. Gene Ontology annotation, cellular component: bicellular tight junction; plasma membrane. The record is from RefSeq and is a predicted model, not a curated record. Gene Ontology annotation, biological process: cell adhesion; bicellular tight junction assembly.
ACCAGAAUCAUUUCCUAGGCCCGUGAUCCAUCCCCCAACCCUGGGCCCCUGGGUCCUUGGCAGCGAGAUCAAGCUCAAUACCGAAGCGUCAAAGGUCAGCUCCGGGAGGGACAAUUCAGGAAGUUUGGAGGAAAGUAGCAUUGGUCGCCUCACCUCAGCCUGCGGCUUUCAGAUCCAGGGCAAUUACCAACUGCUGGGGCGAUGGGAGUGUGCCGGGAGCUGUGAUCUGUGGUCCCAACUCCCAUUACAACCUAAGAAGCCAAUCAUGUUGUGUCAACAAGGCUGAGAGCCAAAACCUCCAGCCCUUUGAUAAUGCUGGAGUCUAGUGGGAACCAGGUGGCUGGGUUCCAGAGCUUCUGUCGCCCCGGAAUCAACCUUCCUGGUCCUCGGGGGAUGUAAGUGUCCCAACUUGGGGUCUUCAGUGACUUGGGUUGCUCUUGGGGGUCUCAAUCCAUCGCAGAAGCCUGUGGUGGGCCCGUUGGAGGUUCUCUCUUGACACGCUGAUCUCUCAGCUACUGAAAACUCUGUCCCUCUCAUUUCCCGACCCUGGUGACAGCUGAGUCAGAGACAGGCCACUUCCCCUGGAUUCCUGAUGGAUCCCUGGGGGCUGCUCCUUCCUUGGCUGUAUCCCUGAGUCUCCUAUCAACAGCUGCUGAGCGGAGCAGGCUUGGCUCAUUCCUCUGACCUGCCAGGAAGGAGAGAGUCCCAGAGACUGGGCCGAGACAAUCAGACCUGAGCUCCAGGAGAAGGCAGACGAGGAUCGCAGCUGCACGGCCCGUCCUACACCCUUCUCCCUCCUUAGUCUCCAGAGCCCCCAGAAUUCACCUGGAGGUGCCACAUCUAUCCCAAUCCCUGGGGCUCCAGCCCCUUGGGGGAUCUGCAUCCCAGCAUGUCGAUAGCUGUGGAGACCUUCGGCUUCUUCAUGGCAGCCUUGGGACUGCUGAUGCUGGGGGUGACCCUACCCAACAGCUACUGGAGAGUGUCCACCGUCAAUGGGAACGUCAUCACCACCAACACCAUCUUUGAGAACCUAUGGUACAGCUGUGCCACCGACUCCAUGGGAGUCUCCAACUGCUGGGAGUUCCCUUCCAUGCUGGCCCUCUCUGGGUAUGUCCAGGGCUGCCGCGCCCUCAUGAUCACUGCCAUCCUCCUGGGCUUCCUGGGCCUCUUUCUGGGCAUGGUGGGGCUGCGCUGCACCAACGUGGGAAACAUCGAUCUCUCCGUGAAGGUCAAGAUGCUGGCCAUUGCAGGAACCUUCCACAUCCUUGCUGGUACCUGCGGGAUGGUGGCUAUCUCCUGGUACGCUGUCAACAUCACUACUGACUUCUUCAACCCCUUGUAUGUUGGAACCAAGUACGAGCUGGGCCCUGCUCUCUACUUGGGCUGGAGUGCCUCCCUGCUCUCGAUUCUGGGCGGCAUUUGUCUCUUUUCCACCUGCUGCUGUGCCUCUAAGGAGGAACCAGCCACCAGGGCCAGGCUUCCCUAUAAGGCUUCUACGGUCGUGAUACCCAAAACCACUUCGGACGAAAGCAAUGUCAGCUUUGGCAAAUAUGGCAAAAACGCCUACGUGUAGGAGCUCUGGCCUGGUGGACAUGGUUUCCUGCCCUCCUAGCCCCAGCGAAAAAGUGUCCCCAGGAUGCUCGGACCAGUCUCCAGUUAAUAACCUCAGGACAGGCCAUUUCCAGGCGCCACCCUGUGCCUGGAAGCCAUGACCUGCUCUGGGCAUACCUUCUCUGGCACUCCAGCCUCUCCCAGGAACAGAAGCUGCGGGGGGCAACUCACAUGGCCUCCUACAGCUGGACCCAAGGGGACAGAGGUGUCUGCAGCUUGUGAUGCCAUAUAAAUACAUGCAUAAAUAAAUGUAUAUUGUGAUUGUUCAGGGGCUUCAGGGGCCACGAAGUUGCAGCCGAGUGAGGGGCUCACUCUUAAACCACAGACUGUCAAUAUUGUCCACUUUUGAGCUGUCUUGUCCAGUGAGGAUCUGAGUUCAAAUCCCCAGAACCCAUGUAAAAAGCCAGGCAAGGUCACACUCCCAUACCCCCAGCGCUGUUGGGAAGGCUCUCUGAGGCUUACUGGCUUCCAGCCUAUCUCCAGGUUCAAUGUGAGACCCUGUCUCAGAGGUCUAAGGCAGAGAAUGAUAGAGAAAGUGCUGGAAGCCCUCCUCCGACCUGUGCAGGCACACAGACUGUGCACAAACAGCACGCACAGGUUCUCAACAAAAGGCAUUGCCAGUACCCACCUCAGGGAAUUAUUGCUAGCUGGGAUGCUCCCUGGCGUCUCUCUCUCUUGACUCUUAAUCUGUGUUCUUCCAGCUGCAUGGAGGAGCUGUUAAUCCAGAACAGGUGUCUCUCUGUGUGUGUGUAUGUGCGUGUGAACUAGAUUUGGGGUUUAAUAAAGAUAUUUUAAAAGAUGCAUUAUUUACAUGUGUGUGUGUGUUUCUGUGUACCAUGUGCCUGCAGGUACCUGAAGAGACCAACAGAGGGCACCAGAUCCCCUGGCACUGGAAUUACAGGCGGUGAGCUGACGUCUGUGGGUGUUGGGAGCAGAAUCUUGAUCCUCUGUCAGCUGCUAGUGCGCUUAUCCACAGAGUCAUCUCUUCAGUCUCUUAAUAAAGAUAUUCUAAUGUAGACAGAAGCUCAAGCGUCGAGAGAGGACCUUAUAAGAAAGUGAUACCUGCUGGGCAGUGGUUGUGUGUGCCUUUAUCUCAGCUCUUCAGGGAGGCAGAGGCAGAGGGAUCUCAGUGAGUUCGAGGCCAGCUUGGUCUAUAGAGUGAGUUCCAGGACAGCCACGACUGUUUCAGAGAGAAACCCUGUGUCGAAACCAUACACCCCCUCCAAAAAAACUCCAAGCCCACCUGCCUAGGGAUGGAAACACACCCAGUGGGCUGGACCCUCCCUCACCAAUGAACAACUAAGAAAACUCCCCACUUGCCAAUCUGAUCCAGUCAGUCCCCCACUGAGACUCCUUCAGAUAAUUUUGGGCUGUGUCAGUUAACAGCAGAAGUGAACCAGAACACCCACGGUUGUUUUGCACCUACCAUGUACACAAAUACUCACACACACACCAGAAGAGAAAGGAAGGAAGGAGGGAGGGAAGAAGGAAGGAAAUGAAGCCACUAGACAGAAACCUUUAGUCCAGUGGGAGAAAGGGACGGGCUUCUGACUGGUGUCUCCUGCAGCUGAGUGGUGACCGGGCAGGAUCUGCCUCUGGGUUCUUCUAAGCAGCCCUUUCUUUUUCUAUAACAAACCCACUCAAUUGCAUCGGCUCCCCUGCCUGCCUCUUCUUUCCUUUUCCUUUCAGAAAGCCUGAGCCGAGUUGCACAACUGCACACUUAACUGUAUUGAGCAUGACCGUUGGGCUGGGCUUCUGUUUCUUCAGUCACUGUGUGGUCACAUAACUAUAAAAGACCAAGGGCAACUUUAAAAAAAACAAAACAAAACAUUCCCCCCCCCCCUUUUUUUGAGACAGAGUUUCUCUGUGUAGCCCUGGCUGUCCAGGAACUCACUCUGUAGACCAGGCUGGUCUCAAACUCAGAGAUACACACCUGCCUCUGCCUCCUGAGUGCUGGAAUUAAAGGCGUGCGCCACCACUGCCUGACUAACGAAGACAUUUAGGUACUUUGUGUGUGUGAGAGUACACACAUGUGUGCCAACCAUACGUGCAGAAGCCAGGACAACUUGUGGGAGUCAGUCCCAGGGAUCGAACUCGGGUCCUCAGACUCAGCCACAAGUGCCUUACCCACUGUACCAUCUUACCAACCAAAAUUUUAGGGAGAACUUGUCUCAAAGAGCAAAACAAACUCACAGAACUGGAUCUCAUUAGUAGCUUAUUAAGGUCAUUUGUUCAACAACUACUUAGGACACCCUGCUGUACUUAGCAGGGUAAUUUCCAGGGUUACGUGAUUACAGCUUGCAAUCCACUUAGAGAAGCAGUGAUCUGUAAACACCACGUCAGUCUCAGCAGCCAGCACCAUUGGCAACGGGACCUGGGACUUCCCGGGAACGGCUCGGUCGUACGCUGUAGUAAUUCCACACACACUCCACUUCUGACAUCCUAAG